CUAGCUGGGAGUGACAGAAGAACAACGUGUAAAAUAGGAAGAGAGGAGGGGGUUGGAAAAUAGAGAGAGAGAGAUCGACAAAUCAUGGAGGUUAAGAGACGUCCGAUAAUCGCUGGCAGGGAGAAAGGGCCAGGCCCCGGUCGCUAUGCUCUCCCUCCAACCAUUGGCUACAUCAACCAUGACCUCACCAAGCCCAGUAGCCCCGCCUACACCUUCCACAGACGUAUGAGCAGCAGCAUGGUCUCUGUGGAUUGCAGUCCAGGACCCCAGUACCACAUCGAUGCCAAGAUGACCCGGUUCGGCCGCGUCGGUACCCCUUCUUACUCCAUGCUAGGCAGGGCAAGACGCGCCGCUGAACUCUUCCAGACUCCAGGUCCAGGUGCCUACAGCCCAGAGAAACCUCAUCUCAGACCUCCCUCCUACACUAUUGGCUCUCGGUCACGCUACCGUAUAAUGGAUUCUGUGCCCGCCCCUAACCGGUACACCCUCCCUAACCUGCUGGGUUCCCAGGUGCCCCACAAGCCGUCCAGUGCCAGCUAUAGCCUGGCGGGACGCAGACAGGUUGGCGCUCCAUCAGAAGACCUGUCCAUGACCCCUGGACCAGGACGCUACAACAGUACUGACCCCAGCGUCUACCUCACACGACAGCCGUCCUUCUCUAUGCAGAGCCGGACCACCCGGCCCAACGAUCAGUCUCAGAAGCCUGGGCCAGGGACCCACAGCCCGGAGAAGGUCCUGCUCCACCUCCCCAGACCUCCUGCCUUCUCCCUGGGCAUCAGACACUCGGAGUUCAUUACUCCUCUGGUGGUGGUUGUUUCCGACUGAUUUUUAUUGUUUGUGUUUGUGGAAAUGCUGGAGUCAGUUCUGAGUUAAAUACCACUGUGUUGUUUUAAUGAGCAUAUUUAGCACAAUGUUGGAAAAGUGCGUCACAAAUAGUGUUUUUAUUAUCCUUGUUAAGCCAAGUUGUGGAUCUAUGGGUGUGACCUGUGUUGAUCUGUGUUGAUCUG
Messenger RNA from Salvelinus namaycush (lake trout), 1007 nucleotides. It is a transcript of the gene odf3l2a, whose product is annotated as outer dense fiber of sperm tails 3-like 2a. The transcript is spliced from 6 exons. Bases 85 to 825 code for a protein of 246 amino acids. The record is from RefSeq and is a predicted model, not a curated record. Gene Ontology annotation, cellular component: cytoskeleton. NCBI's taxonomy places the organism in Eukaryota, Metazoa, Chordata, Actinopteri, Salmoniformes, Salmonidae.